AUGGGGUCGUUGUUUCCGUGUGAGACUUGUGGCAGAGCUUACCGCUACAAGACUCAUCUCCACAGACAUCGGAGAUACGAGUGUCAACAACCUCCUCGGUUCCUGUGUCCUCACUGCAGCUACCGAGCCAAGAGAAAGGAACAUUUGCAGACACAUAUGAUCAACAAACAUAGCAAGAAGAAAGACAUCAUGGAUGCUCCAGAGCCAGGAGACAUCUGCAGAGACAGGAUUUUUCAGAGAUUUUUCAUCUGCAGAGACAUUUUAUCAACAAAAAUAGAAAGUAAACAGGAGGAAACAGUGAUAUCAACUGCAGGAAGAAAGACAUCAUGGAGCAUCUGCAGAGACAUUUUAUCAACAAAUAUAGCAAGAGGUUUCGCAUGUGAUCGUUGCGGUCGUACCUACACCCUUAGGUGCAACAUGUUGCGGCACUGUCGGCUAGAAUGUGGACAAGAGCCGAAGUUUGCGUGCGGACUUUGCCCUUAUAAAGCCAAGAGAAAAGAACACCUCCUGGCACAUACGGCUUUCAAACAUCACACUUUAGGAAACACUUGA
Molecule: messenger RNA, 552 nt
Organism: Macrosteles quadrilineatus (aster leafhopper)
Lineage: Eukaryota; Metazoa; Arthropoda; Insecta; Hemiptera; Cicadellidae
Product: zinc finger protein 775-like
Exons: 3
Coding region: 1-552 (183 amino acids)
Biological process (GO): regulation of transcription by RNA polymerase II
Cellular component (GO): nucleus
Molecular function (GO): DNA-binding transcription factor activity, RNA polymerase II-specific; RNA polymerase II cis-regulatory region sequence-specific DNA binding
Source: RefSeq, a predicted model, not a curated record